AUGGCCGACCAAGAUGCCAACCAACAAAGCCAUCCCGGCCAUGACGACACCCCCAUGCCAGAUGCAGCGCCUGCCCCCAAUGCCAUGUCCGAUGCUGACAAAAUCCGUGCAAAGCGUCUUGCAAAGCUCGGUGGUCCCCCUCCACAGUCGUCCUCAACCCCGUCCGAAGCCGCCUCGUCCGCUGCUCCCUCGCCCAAGCCUGCACAAUCGCAGCUACCGCCGCCCAAGCCGCAAGCCCAAACCCAAAAUCCUUUCUCACAACUAGGUGUCAAACCCAAUGCGCCUCCCAAGAACACAAUCACCAUCAAGCCCGCACAGUCUUCAAGCGGUGCCUCAGCCCCCUCACCCGCCCCAAAAGCCCAGGAAAUGAGCAUAGAAGCAUGGGAGGAUAGAACUCUUAGCAACAUUUUCCGCAUAACGUUGGACGAGGCACACGCCAGGGAAUCACAUGGGAACAAGCUCUUCUAUGUUGCUGGCGCAAAGAGUGAUCUCGAGGAUGAGGGCCGCCCGCUUCGCUUUACCACCGACAUGCUCGACUCGGUCAUACUGGAGGCGGCAUCCAGCCACGCCCACGGCACUGCAUUAGACUAUCUGCUCGCCUGCUGGAAGCGCGUCACUAGAGUCCUCAAGACCUUGACCAACAAGACCGGCCCCAGGUUUGAUGUUGUCAAGGAAGCCCGAAGACUGUGCUUCAGCUACUGCAUAUUCGCUUUCACUAUGCCAGACAUGUUUGGUGAAGAUGCCCCUGCUGAGAAUGCAAUGGCUGAUCGCCUACUACUUGGUCCUGACGAUGAACGCGGCAUUUGUUACGAAUUUCUUACUGAAGCCAGCCAGCGCAUAGCCGAUGAUGAUUCUAUAAAGGAGGCGCUCGUGGGCGGCAUGGAACACGUGAGCCGCCGUCUUGCUUCGGUCUCAAUGAAUGGUGAUUAUAGACAGCACAUGUUGAUCUUGCGGAUAUUCGUUCGUUUCCCACCACUUGUCGCUGCCCUCGCUCAGUCCGAGACCUUCUUGCCCGCCGACAUUGAGCCCCAGCACAUUGAAACCCACAGCUUCCUUGGCCCCUUUUUCCGUCUGUCUCCUAUGCAGCCCGAAGUGGCUAUGAACUACUUUUCGGGAUCAGCAGCCAUUGACAAAGGCCUUGUUGCAAAUGCUCAGCGGGCGGUCCGCAUGACUCUACAGACCCACCAAGAGGAGUUAUUCGACAUCACAAACACCUUUAUCAAGAACAGGGAGUCUCGCGAAAAGAUGCUCGAUUGGCUAGCACUCACAGUUAACAAGAACCACAAACGGCGUGCCAUGCAGGUCGACAGGAAGACGGUCUCCUCUGACGGCUUCAUGGUCAAUGUCACAGUCAUUCUCGAUCGCCUUUGCGAGCCUUUCAUGGACGCCACCUUCUCCAAGAUCGAUCGCAUCGAUAUUGACUAUCUGCGGCGCUCACCUCGUGUCGAUAUCCAGGAUGAAACCAAGAUUAACGCUGAUCAAAAAACUUCGGAUGACUUUUACAGCACCAAAGCUUCGGGCACCAACAACUUCAUCAGCGAAGUCUUCUUCCUGACUGUGGCAGCACACCACUACGGUCUCGAAGCGGCAAACUCCAAACUAAGCUCCCUGCAAAAAGAUGUCAAAUGGCUGGAGAAGGAGCUGGCUAAACUGGAACCCGAACGACCAAAGUACAUGACAAACCCCGCGCAGCUUGCCCUCUUUGACAAUCACAUCAAGAAGGUCAAGGAGCAGAUUGAGCGGGGCAAAUGCAGCAUACUGGCUAUCCAGGGUGUUUUGCUUGAUGAGACCACACAAGCUCGGUCGAUGCAACUGAUGCGUUAUGUCAUUGUCUGGCUGCUACGACUUGCUAAUCCUGGGACAUCAUUUCCCAAGACGGAACUACAGCUGCCUCUUCCCAAGGACCAGCCAGUACAAUUCAAGUGCCUCCCAGAGUACUUUGUCGAGGACAUUGUUGGAAACUUCAAGUUCAUCACCCGCUACAUGCCUCAUAUCAUCACAACCACCCAAUGCGAGGAGCUUGUCAAGAUUUGCAUUGCCUUUUUGCGCAGUUCCGAAUACAUCAAGAAUCCGUACCUGAAGUCCGGACUCGUUACCAUUCUAUUCCAUGGAGUAUGGCCAAUUCCGGGGAGAUCAAAGGGCGUACUAGGAGACACGCUGUUUGCGCACGAUUUCGCUAUGAAGCACCUGUUGCAUGCGCUUAUGAAGUUCUACAUUGAGUGCGAAAGCACCGGGACCCACACACAAUUCUUUGACAAAUUUAAUAUCCGAUACGAGAUUUUUCAGGUUAUCAAGUGCAUCUGGCCCAAUCCCAUUUAUCGUGAGCAUCUCGCCACGGAAGCCCGCGUCAACUUGGACUUCUUCGUCCAAUUUGUCAACUUGCUUCUCAAUGACGUCACAUUCGUCUUGGACGAAUCAUUCAGCGCCUUCAAGGAGAUUCACGAUCUCUCAAAAGAGUUGAAGAAUGCGCCAGCCGACAUGGAUCAGACAGCGCGUCAAGAACAGGAGGAGAAGCUGUCGUCUGCACAAGGCAAGGCCAAGAGCUACAUGCAACUCACUAACGAGACUGUUGCCAUGUUGAAGCUCUUUACCGAGACGCUGGCAGAUUCGUUUACCAAGAAGGAAAUCGUCGUGCGACUGGCACACAUGCUGGACUACAACUUGGAGGCUCUUGUAGGUCCCAAGAAGUCCCAGCUCAAGGUUGAAAACCCCGAGGAAUACGGGUGGAACCCGCGCAACAUGCUUGCAGAGCUCACUGAUGUCUAUCUCAAUCUACAGGGUAAACAGUCCUUCGUCGAUGCCGUUGCCACAGACGGACGGUCCUACCGCCCAGAGUAUUGGGAUGAAGCCUACAAGAUCCUACAGCGCUUCAAGCUCAAGUCGCCCGAGCAAAUGGAGCAGUGGCAGAAAAUGGCCACCGAUAUUAAGGCAGCCAAGGACCAGGCUGACAUGGUUGAGGCUGACCUCGGCGAUAUCCCCGAAAACUACGAGGAUCCCCUGAUGGCAUCGCUCAUGGAGGACCCUGUCAUCCUACCGAUCAGCAAACAGGUGGUCGAUCGCAGCACCAUCCAGUCUCAUCUUCUCAGCGACCCGCAUGACCCUUUCAAUCGUACACCACUCAAGAUUGAGGACGUGAUUCCAAAUGAUGCUCUUCGCGAGGAGAUUCAGGCCUGGAAGCAGAAUCGCCUCGCCCAAAAGAUGGCGGAGCGCAAUGCCGGCGCAGCUGCAUCAGCAAGUGAAGCUAUGGAUACUUCGUAG
Molecule: messenger RNA, 3258 nt
Organism: Bipolaris sorokiniana ND90Pr
Lineage: Eukaryota; Fungi; Ascomycota; Dothideomycetes; Pleosporales; Pleosporaceae
Exons: 2
Coding region: 1-3258 (1085 amino acids)
Biological process (GO): protein polyubiquitination
Cellular component (GO): ubiquitin ligase complex; cytoplasm; nucleus
Molecular function (GO): ubiquitin-ubiquitin ligase activity
Source: RefSeq, a predicted model, not a curated record